Molecule: messenger RNA, 1685 nt
Organism: Stylophora pistillata
Lineage: Eukaryota; Metazoa; Cnidaria; Anthozoa; Scleractinia; Pocilloporidae
Product: failed axon connections homolog
Cellular component (GO): cytoplasm
Source: RefSeq, a predicted model, not a curated record
AGUUUGUUACUCUACACCAUCGUCUAUCGUAGUUUGGCUCCGUCACGCAACACAAGCAACUGUUUCCCAUGGCGCUCGAACCACGAAACCUGAUAAUUGCUGUUGUUUUCGCCUCUGGCUGCCUAGUUCUUCUGCUAGUGGUGCAAGUCAUUUUAGUGUUCAUGAGAUUGAAGCCGAAGAAGAAUCAAAGCCCACGGCAUGGAAAGGUUGUCCUUCAUCAAAUGCCUCCAAAUUCCCGAGUUUUAAAUGUUUCUCCACCUUGUCUCAAGCUAGAGACCUAUUUGCGAAUUAACAAAAUCCCCUACGAAAGCGACUACAGUUUUAGAAUGUCGAGCAAAGGCAAAGUGCCGUGGAUUGAAUACAAUGGAGCGACCGUGGCCGAUUCAAACUUAAUUGUUCGUUUUCUCAACGAAGAAUUUCAAUUCGACCCCGAUGCCCAUCUGAGUGUCGAAGAAAAAGCCAUCGCACAUACCAUGCUCGUAACCCUUGAGGAGAAUACUUAUUGGACUCUGCUAUAUCACAGCUUUGUGACUGAUCUGGCGGACACAAGGUCAAUGUCACCUCUGUUGGGACUAACACCAACUCCUCUAAAUUACAUUAUGUCGUGGAUAGUAUCUCAUCACCUGUGCCAGAGCCUCUGGAGUCAUGGAAUUGGGCGGCACUCUAGAGAGGAAAUUUACAGCAUUGCAGAGAGAGACUUGAGGGCUGUAUCACAAGUGUUGGGAACAAAAAAGUUUCUUAUGGGAAGCAAGCCAUGCCUUUUAGAUGCUGCAGUAUUUGGAUUGGUUUCAGUAUUCCUUUGGAAUGUUCCAAACAGUCCACAGGCAAAACUUAUUAGGUCAGAACUGAAGAACGUGGAAGCACAUUGUUAUACCAUUAGGGAGGAGUAUUUCCCAGACUGGGAUGAAUUAAUACUAAAAAACACAAACUCUCUUGAUCAUUAAAUCUGGUUUAUUGUCUAUCAUAUCGCCAGUUUUGAUCGAAUAUUGACUGUCAUUAUCCAUACUAUACCUAUCAGUACAAAGUAGAUUACUAACCUUCGAUGUAACAGUUUUUUCUGUACACAAAAGCCUUUAGAAUACUACAAAGACAUAGAUGAUAUGUAUUGUGACCAUUUCUGGUCUGCAGUUGAUUAUUUCACUACUACUACGGAAUAUCAUUUCACCCAUCUCAAUAGUUAUACAGAAUCGUCUUCUAAGAGACAAAUCUAGUGGUUCAGGUAAAUCAGAUUUAAACCUGAGUAUUUAGGUUGUGAUAUAAUCCAACCCUUCUACCUUGCCUCACAGGGUGAACCAGUGGUGUCUUGACCCUUUAGGAGUGACUAGCAUUCAAUUUCUCCUUACAAUAUCAGCCCUGAAUUACACAUUGAGGUUAUGAGAAUAAAGAAAAUGAUCACCAACUAAAGAUGCUCUAAACUGUCAAACAAUUUCUACAUGUCAGCACUCAAGGAAAUGUAUUGAGAACAGUAUGGAGAAUAUGCAUACUAAUCUUAAGGUGUGAAUGGUUAUCUCUACUUUGAUCUUACUGAGCCCUUUGUAAUCAAAGUCUCCAAGCUCUAACGUGAGAGUGCAAGUCUCUUCUACUUCUGACUCUGUACAUUCAUAGGGAUUUGCAUCUAGUUCUCCUAAGACAUCCAACACCACGCAAAAUAUGCACAAAGAAUAAAAUUGUUUUGUUGAGUUGAA